UUACAAUCGGUACUGUGCAUUUGAAUAAAUAAUUAUAAAACAAUAUUUUUAAAUUGAGCUGAUGCGUGCUGCCCCUUAGCGACAAUUCUGGACACUACCGCGAUCAAAUAUCUCAAUUUUAAUGCGUUGCCAUGAUAACAAACAAUUUACGACACAACUUCGAUUUGAAUUCGGAUACUUCCUGUUACGAGUAAACACCGUGGCUUAUUCGGUCGUGUUGUAAUAAAAUACUUUAAUUUGUUUAAUACAAAUGGAGGAAAACGACGAAGAAAUAGAAUUCGAAAGCUACGAAAGUGAAACAACGGUUACGGAGGAAGAUAAAGUUCAGUUGGACGAGCCGGCAAAGUAUGAAAGUUUGAUUCGAAUAACGAAAGACCUGAUAAAAGAAGUGCAAGGAGAAUUAUGUAUGGUCAAAUUAUGCUGGCCGGAAGUAGACGUAAGAAAAGAUCUAUACUUAAAAACGCUUCCAAGCAGUUAUCAUACGGUCAGUGAUAAAGAAAAAGUGCUCGCAUGGUAUGCUGAAAACUUUCGACGUCAAUUUUGCGUUAAAUAUCCUGAUCGAAAGCCUCUGUUGCUAGUGCGUGAAAACGAAUGCGGUGUACAAAAAUUCGUGUCUACGACUAUCAGACGAAGUACGCCGCCAUAUCCGGAACUGUACACGUGGCAGGGGUGCGGAAAAUUUGCCAGCGACUACAUCGAGUACGAGCCACUGGACAAACCACUCAGUAUGGUAAGAGUUAGUCAAACGCUUGCUUCUCAUCAAAACAUCUUAUUUCCGUAAAGCUAAGCGACGA
Megachile rotundata (alfalfa leafcutting bee) is the source of this 794-nucleotide messenger RNA. Its product is annotated as dynein regulatory complex subunit 7. Gene Ontology annotation, biological process: flagellated sperm motility. The record is from RefSeq and is a predicted model, not a curated record. Gene Ontology annotation, cellular component: motile cilium. Lineage: Eukaryota; Metazoa; Arthropoda; Insecta; Hymenoptera; Megachilidae.